CCGGCACGGAUGACCAUGGCGCGUCCAAGACUGCCGCUGGCGCUGGGCCUCGCCCUGCUCGCGCUCUGCCUCCUGGCGCUGCCCCGCGACGUCCGGGCCCGGCCCGGGGAGCGCAAGGUUGGAGAGCGCAGGGACCUGUCGCCCAGCGACCCGCAGGUGCGGAAGGCGGCGCAGGUGGCCGUGGCCAACUACAACAUAGGCAGCAACAGCGCCUACUACUUCCGAGACACCAACAUCCUCAAGGCGCAGAGCCAGCUGGUGGCUGGUGUCAAGUAUUACCUGACCGUCGAGAUGGUGAGCACCGCCUGCAGGAAGAGUGCUGUGACUGGAGACCUCACCACCUGCCCUCUGGCAGUAGGAGCACAGCAGGAGAAGCUGCGUUGCGACUUUGAGAUCCUGGUGGUCCCCUGGCAGAACACCUCCAGCCUUCUGAAGCAUCACUGUGUGCCUGUGUAGAAGACCCCUGUGGGCAUGGGAGUGGGAGGGACUGGGCGGGACCGGGCAGGAGCGGGUGCAUCGGUGGAGGGUACUGGUCCAGGGGCCACAUCUGUGGCAAUAAAUUGCUCACACUGCUU
Diceros bicornis minor is the source of this 575-nucleotide messenger RNA. It is a transcript of the gene CST6, whose product is annotated as cystatin E/M. The transcript has 3 exons. Lineage: Eukaryota; Metazoa; Chordata; Mammalia; Perissodactyla; Rhinocerotidae. The coding region runs from base 10 to 456 and encodes 148 amino acids. The record is from RefSeq and is a predicted model, not a curated record. Gene Ontology annotation, cellular component: extracellular exosome. Gene Ontology annotation, molecular function: cysteine-type endopeptidase inhibitor activity.